UAAACAGAAGGGACUCUGGUAAUGGAAAAAAAAUAUUUUGCAGUUGGUGUUGUUUGCAUCUUUGGGAUAUGUGCGGUUAUUCUCCUGGUACUGUUUGUUCCUCACACAGCCGAGUUUAGGAAAAGAUUCAUAAAGAAAUGUGAGGAGUACCCGCAGAAAAGCCACAGCUGUCAAGAUAUAUGGGAAACCUUUGAAAAAGCCUACGUAAAUAAGAACCCACUUAACUUUUCUGAGACAAACUAUGAUCCACUCUUUGAAAAGAUUCUCUUCACACAUCCAAGAAGCCAAACGAUGCUCUGGAGUGGCACAAAAGGGCUGGUCCAUGACUUCACAAAGAAGAGAGGUUGUUUUUUCACCCUGGAAGACACUCUGUUGGGGUCUCUGCUGGAUAAUCAACAGUGGUGUGGACUGAAAGGCAGCAAGGAAACGUUCGCCUUUUUUUGUACAAUUUACAAGAACAACAAUCCCGUUAUUUCAUUCUGGAAAAAUGCCUCCAGGAGGUUUGCACUAUAUGCAACUGGUGAAGUAACAGCUAUGCUAAAUGGUGGCCUAAAAAAACCAUACGACCCUAAAAGCAUUUUUGCAAGCAUUGAGGUAAAGACACUCCAGUCCCCCCGGGUGAAGCGCCUCAAUGUUAUUCUGCUCACUGACAACAACAGUGUGAAAAAGUGCAAUACUGACGCAUCUCUGCAGAAUUUAAAGAAUGAGCUGUAUGACAAAGGAAUUUCUUAUACUUGCAGAGACGUGACGAGAUCUCACAUCCGGAAAUGCAUAAACGAAAACUAUGCCUGUGGAACCUGCUGGUGAAGAUAUCUGAACUAAAUGUCAAACUACAACACCACAAGACACAUGAGACAGCUGCUAAAAACAAAAGAGUUUUAAUUUUUUUCCAGUCCUUGCAAAUUCAUUAGAAUGCUACUAAAUGUUUUGUAGAUAAAGUCAUUUUGACAGAUUUAUUUACUACAUGUGGCAUAUAGCUUUUCUUUGAAAAAUUAUGCUAAAUUAUUAGUCCUGCUAUCAGAAUAUGUGAGAUUCAAAUAAAAUUUUAAAAGGUCAA
This is a messenger RNA of Plectropomus leopardus (leopard coralgrouper), 1057 nucleotides long. Its product is annotated as ADP-ribosyl cyclase/cyclic ADP-ribose hydrolase 1-like. Gene Ontology annotation, biological process: positive regulation of B cell proliferation. Gene Ontology annotation, cellular component: plasma membrane. NCBI's taxonomy places the organism in Eukaryota, Metazoa, Chordata, Actinopteri, Perciformes, Serranidae. The record is from RefSeq and is a predicted model, not a curated record. Gene Ontology annotation, molecular function: NAD+ nucleosidase activity, cyclic ADP-ribose generating; phosphorus-oxygen lyase activity.